ACACAUAGCAACGAAAUAACAGACUCUACCUACUUGCCAUGGGCUGGGGGCUUGGCUUCACUUAUUACCCCAAAUGACAAUCCUGCAUCCUACCAUGAUUCCGCGUUGACUCGUAGCAUGAAUUUGCACCCUGUCACAGAAAGUUCCAAAUUCAUACAGAUCACAACAGCUGAUAGCCACCAGCUCCGUCGCGCAGUAAAGCUAACUCAGCCUGCGUCUCUGGAAUCUUGCGAAAUACAUGAGCAGAAGUGCCCUCAGAGUGACAUACCGACAGGGUCCCUGGAAAGGCAGCUACUUUCUCAGCAAAAAACUCAUGUAAAACACCGGUUUGCUGAUGUCGAUAGAAAUGGUAACACAUUGUGUAAAUUUGUAUGCCAAGCAUACUGGGCGACCCAAUUUGCAGCAGUUCGUCAAGCCUAUCUUGGUCUCAACGAAGAUGAGGAAAUUGGCUACCUCAGGUCGCUAUCCAUGGCGCGACCGUGGAAUGCUCAAGGUGGGAAAUCUGGUGCAACUUUCUUUAAGACUGCAGAUGGCCGCUUUGUUGUCAAACAGAUCACCCGGACAGAGUUACAGAUGUUCCUAGAGUAUGCUCCGGCAUACUUUGAGUAUCUCUCAAAAUCUUUCUUUCACAAGUAUGAUACACUUCUCGUCAAAGUUCUCGGUGUCUAUCAGAUCGGAUCACACAACCGUGUCAAUGGCAGGAGGAUUAUGGAGCAGGUUGUCGUCAUGGAGAAUCUUUUCCACGAUCGCAUAAUCUCUCGCGCCUUUGACCUCAAAGGUAGUACCCGUUCCAGAUAUGCUAGACAAGCUGAGACCCUAUCAUGUAAAGCGCACCCCGUACUCCUCGAUGAAAAUUUCAUGGAGUUCACAAAUGGGCGUCCAUUACCAUUGCGUGAUCAAGCCAAAGCAUAUUUCAACAGUGCUGUGCUUAACGAUACGCUAUUUUUGUCACUUAUAAACGUAGUGGAUUACUCAAUCUUGGUUGGCAUGGAUGAAGAAAAUCACGAGCUUGUUGUGGGUAUUAUCGACUACAUGCGUCAGUAUGAUAUCAUAAAGAAAAUGGAGCGCAUGGGAAAGUCUGUAGGGAUGAUUGCAGGUCAGGCCGAACCGACUGUCAUCCAGCCCCCCAAUUACCGAAAUCGCUUUCAAGCAGCAAUGGAGAGAUAUUUCAUGAUGGUCCCUGAUAAGUGGACAUCCUUUCGCAUGCAGCAGGUGGGCUAGGGCCAGUCGAUAAAGUCGACAUUGCUAUGGGCGCUUUGUGCUAUGGGUGCUUCGUGCUAAGGCCGUGAGCAAGAAACUCGAUAGUGUUCAUUUGAAAUACUAAUAUCCUGGGGCGGCUAGCUCAACGCAGGGCCACGCACUUUGCGUCGCAGGUGUUGUGGUAGUCGAGGGAUUGUCAGAACCGCCGCCAUCGAUGCAAAUUCGCCCGCUAGCGUAUCGCUGCGGACGUUGAGCGCCAGUCAGCGGUCGAAACAUGUGCGUCGUGACGUUCGACGCCGCACGCCGGCCGCGGCACGUCUAUUCCCGUUCCUAGUCGGGCGUGACCAUGACGUUGGAGCCCUGGUCGAAGCUCAUGCCCUGCGCGCGGAGCGCGCCCCAGCUGAGGAUCGGUGGGGACCCGGGGACGGAGGCGUCGUUGUCGCUCUCGAUGCUGAACUUGGAUCGCGCUGCUGUAGCCGCGGAAUCCCGAGGGUUCCGCGACGGAGCCAGAGGGCUCGCCGCGCGUGCCGAUGCGGGGCAGUCACGUGUCGGACGCCUGCGCGCCCGUGUCGAUCAAUGCGCGGCUCGCGUCUCGCGGUUUCGGUGGCAACUCCGGCGCUGUCAAGGAUGUGCUGGGACGACCACCUCGCCAGACUAGAGUACGCAUCAGCAACGGCCAGCGUCGAGUACGACCCUUACGCUUCGUCAACGAAGCAGCUAGGCCAGUGGGAGAUACGGAGGGCCAAGUCACGGUGGGCGCUUUCAACCCGCCUAACACCUCUUACCUCCGCGCCUUGACAUGGCCAAGCCUACCGUAGACCAAAACCAGCGACCAAAGCCGACUAAUAACUUGCCACAGGUGAGCGC
Aureococcus anophagefferens is the source of this 2067-nucleotide messenger RNA. RefSeq lists its product as hypothetical. The record is from RefSeq and is a predicted model, not a curated record. The transcript has 2 exons. Lineage: Eukaryota; Pelagophyceae; Pelagomonadales; Pelagomonadaceae. Gene Ontology annotation, biological process: phosphatidylinositol metabolic process. Bases 118 to 1221 code for a protein of 367 amino acids. Gene Ontology annotation, molecular function: 1-phosphatidylinositol-3-phosphate 5-kinase activity.